AUGGCAUCUGUAUUUAGACCAGUCUUCUUGGCCCCUAACUAUACCUUUCACAUCUCAGUCUUACUACCAGAUGCCAAUGUAACCUGCAUCAUCCCUGAUGACUGCAUCCUGCCCUGCAGCUUCAGACCCACUGGUACUGUGGUCAUCCACUGGUACAAGCAGCAGAUCCCAGUUCACAGCUACUACUACAACAAGGACCAGUUUGGGCUCCAGAACAAACACUUCAGUGGAAGGACGUGUCUGUUCAACUCCCACAUCCCGCAUGGCAAUGCCUCCCUGCUCCUCAGGAGGGUCAAAGUUCAAGACAAAGGCAGAUACAAAUGUUAUACGAGUACACGAAAGGGCAACCAGGAGCUCUUCGUCAACCUGGAGGUGAAAGGUCAGUGAAAAAAGACUUCAUUUUACUGCCUCUUUGUUGUUUUAACUUUCAUUGUAGCUCCCAAGUGUUAAACUUAGCGCUGAUAAAGCAUUCAUAAAUUACUCCCGCAGGACGUGACAGCAAAGUGGAACAUUUUUGCACUUUUCUUUCCACUACUUCACUGUGGGUUAACUCUUGAUUCUGUCUGGAAGGGAAAGCUGUAGGAAACAGUUCAGUUUUGUGUCCUUUUUUAAGACCUAAACUCAGCCUGAACACAUGCUGUUAAAAACUGUGAAAACCCCUGCUUUGAGGAAAGUCAGUAGCUGCAUUUACAUAGGCACAAAUAAUCGGACUCAAGGCCCGAUCGGAACAAAAAUGCGUUGUGUAAUCAUGUCGAUCGGAAGAUUCUGAUCCAGUGCAAAAGAAAUUGUAUUCCGAUCGAGAGGGGUGGUUUAUGCCGGUCGUUAUUCAGAAACACGUCCUGAUAAACACUUAUUCCGAUCGUGACUCUCUUACCUGACUCGAUAUCCACUCUUUAGCCCUUUGUUUAUUUAUUGAGACCAGUAAACAAGGUAUUAUUAUUAUAAACACUGGCAUUAACCACAAACGCAGGUGCCAUUUCUGCUCUUCCGGUAACAUAACAAGGCGUACGUACAGCGUAAUGAUGUCACAUCUGCACGCACAGUGCAACCGUUGACAGAGCAGUAAAAUAAGUACACAAGGGCGCCAUCUAGUGACGAAUUUAAAAGGGGGGGGGGGGGGGGGAAUCCUGAAUUGGAUGAAGUGAGCCAUUACCGCGUUUAUUAGUUUGUUGACAGCACAGGUUUAAGUACAACUCUUCUUCUGCGGUUGUUUUAGCGAAACCAGACAACUCUGCGCAUGUCCAAAUGCUUCUAAUCUGAAUAAAGCUUGGUGCAUAUAUACGCACGAUCGGAUUAUUUGAUUUUGCACUCAUUUAAACAGUGGAUUCAAAUUAUCCGAUCCCUCAAAUUUUUUAUCGGAUCAAGAAAUUUUGCACAUGUAAACAUGGCUAGUGUUGUGUUUAUUUUUAUAUUUCCAAAAGGGAAUUCAGCGUUAUGUUAGUCUGUGGUAAUGCAAAAUUGAACUGUAACAAUUUGCAUUUUUAAAGUAAUUAAAUUAUUAUUAUUAUUAUUUUUUUAUCAAAAUCAUUUGGCCUAUUAAAGUAUAGCUGUAACACAGGUAAUGUUGCCUUUUCGGAAUAGGAACGCUGAAUGGUAGUAUUUUGGCUGUUUUGAACUGGGUAUGAUUUAAGCGCUGUAGAAAAGCACCAGUAGAAGGAGAUUAAUUUGGAACUGCAGCUGUGCUAGAGAUCUAGUAUGGUGAAGAUCAAGAUCUGUCUGAUUGCAUAAGAGACAGAUGUAGUCAUGUUAGAUGCUGACAUUGUUGUCUUUUCUACUCCCUCAAGCUCUAAUUCAUUCUGUUGUCAUGGAGAUGACUAAUGAGACGGUCACCUGCCUCUCUCAAAACAUCUACCCCGUCCCUCAGGUGACAUGGACCACAGACCCCCCCUCAGCCCAGGGAGCUUUAGAAAAUUCAGUCAUCAAAACCACUGACCACAAGGGUCUGUUUACUGUGAUGAGCACGCUGAGGAUCGUGGGUAAUCUCUCCAACAUUACCUUCUUCUGCUAUUUCACAUCGGCUGACAAGUCUCAGGUGUGGACUGCCUCACGCAAAAACCAAGGUGCGAUUUGAUUUUUAAUGCUUUUAAAGAGAAGGUGAUCUUUAACAGAAACACACGUAAAGCUCAAUGUAACUUGAUAUUUUUCAGUGGAUAUAUCACAUGAAGAGGGUCACACACUGUCUAUCCCUUGCAUCGCCCCACAAAAUGUCCAGAAUUUCUCCCUCACCUGGACCCACACCUCAUUGAAGGAGCCCACAGUCAUCCUGAAAUAUGACACAAAAACAAGACACACGUUCAAUCUAUGGGAAGGCGAAGCUACACUGGACCAGGACAGGCUUCUUCUUGGAGACGCCUCCCUUCUUCUUCACAAGCCAAAUGUGGAGGAACACAGUGGGACGUACACUUGCAGCUUCUCAGGGCUACAGAGCAAACACACAGUUCAGAUCAGAGUAAACAUCACUGUUUCAUCAAUAAGUGAGUAUUGGAUUACACUCUGAUUUGGUAGAAGAAAAGAGAGUAUGAAUAACAUUAAAUAAAACUGUGUCAUGUACACUCUGCAGGUGAGGAUGAGCAGAAGGUGCAGAGGUCAUGGUGGAGCACUGCAGCAUCUGCAGCUUUUGUGUUGUUCACCAUCAUCGUAGCUCUCCCUCAGUGUGUGAGACAAAGAGGUAUGUGAGAUAUUCUGUCUCUAUUCCGGUCAGUACGAACUUAAUUAAUCCCUUUUGGACAACAAUAAACUAUAAGUAAGAAUUAACAGAGGCAACAAAGGAUAAAAAAAAGUCCUUUAAAAAUUGUGAAAACCUAAGAAGUAUCUAGUAUUCUGAUUAUGAAGGGGAUACAUUUGAAUGGUUUAACAAGCUGGUAAAAGAAGACAUCUUGAUGGCAACAAAGAAAAUUCUUCUAAGGAAUUCAGAUCUUCCUGUUAGACACUAAUGAUAAAACAGGUUUUAACAAUACUGUUCAUACUGUUUCAGUCUUUAACUGUGAGGCCCUUAAACCAGCAGAUAGAAAAACUGAGAGGCCUUUUAUUUAAAGACUAAUACAUUUAUUGAGAAUAAUUCAGCCUCCAUAAAAGGAUGAUUCUCUAUUGCUUCUCAGUGUUCAAAUUCAAGUUGAUCAUCUAAAUAAGUACCGAAGUAUUUCCAUGAUCUUACAGUUUUUAUACUCUCUUGAGAAUCUGUGCUAUCUCUCUUUUGCGUUUAGAUUUAAAACCAGCUCCAUUAAAAUUGUGAUGACAAAAGACAGGUUACAAGUAAGUUUAACUACAUUUACACAUAGUUACUGUUGGUUUUUACAAUGGAGGAUAGGGAUGCAAGAUUUAAAGUGAGUCAGACUUUGGACAAUUGGAUUCAUCCUGCUGCUGUGGCAGCAUCUGUUAGCAAGAUGAUAUUCAAGUUUGCUCAACAUUUAUUCAAUUAAGCUUGUUUCCAUAACAACAAAAAGCUUAAAAGCCAGUUUAUACAAGAAUGUGUAAGAGUGCGGAAAGUGUUUAACAAAAUAUAAUUACAUGCAUGUAGUCUGAGAAGAGUGUGUCCGGUGUGUUUUGAACUGAAAUUUAACCUGUUAUCAUUUGUCCUUAUUUGUACAGGGCUGGAGAUGAGAACUGUCUCACAUAGACAUAACGGAGCAGAUUUUAUUGAAGGUGGAUCGAGCAAAGGCGUUGAUACAACAGCUUCAUUUAUAGUCAGACAACAUGGAGCUGAAUGUGACAGACUACAACUACAAAUUGAAACACAGAGUGAAAUGGCAAGCAGCGCGCCUAACACAGCGGAGGUCUGCACUGCGGAUUUACCACCAGGCACUGAAAUAGAACAAGAAGAAAAACCAGAAGGACCACCUGAGGAGGGAAAUGAUGGGCUGCUGUCCAGGAGUGAAGAGGGGGAUGGAUUUUAAAACACUGAGCCUGGGAACCAUGUACCAUGAACAUCCUGAGCUACACUCAGAGGAUAAUACUCAGAAACUUGAGAACUCCUUCCAGUAAAGAAAUUCAUUCAGAUCGGUUGGAUUUCUUUUUAACAUUACGAGCAUUAUCUUUAUCAUGGAAACUGUUAUCAACUUGUAAUGUAAACUUCUUU
Molecule: messenger RNA, 4075 nt
Organism: Xyrichtys novacula (pearly razorfish)
Lineage: Eukaryota; Metazoa; Chordata; Actinopteri; Labriformes; Labridae
Source: the annotation of a GenBank genome assembly